Messenger RNA from Cyphellophora europaea CBS 101466, 621 nucleotides. RefSeq lists its product as uncharacterized. Lineage: Eukaryota; Fungi; Ascomycota; Eurotiomycetes; Chaetothyriales; Cyphellophoraceae. The transcript has a single exon. The record is from RefSeq and is a predicted model, not a curated record. The coding region runs from base 1 to 621 and encodes 206 amino acids.
AUGGCCUUCCACCCAACCACAAGCACCACCACCUACCUCAUCACCGGCGCCAACCGCGGCAUCGGCCGCGGCCUCGCCGACAUCCUCCUCCGCCGCCCCAAUACCACCCUGAUCGCCCUCGUGCGCGACCCCUCCCACCCCACCUCCCUCUCCCUCCAAUCCAACCCCUCCGGCGCCCCCGGCACGCGGGUCAUCAUGCUCCCCUACGAAGGCACCUCGCCCACCGCUGCCCUCAGCGCCAUCACCACCCUACAAACCCAGCACGCCAUCUCCCGCAUCGACGUCGUCAUCGCCAACGCCGGCGCCAUCCUCUCGCGCGGGCCCGUGGCCACUCUGACUCCCGAGGAGAUCGCGGCGCACAUGGCCAUCAACUGCACGGCGCCCGUGUUGCUGUUGCAGGCGACGCUGCCGUUGCUGCGAGAGGCGAGGAAGGCCAAGGAAGCCCAAGAAGGCUAUGAGGCGAAAUUCAUCGCGGUUUCGUCGGCGAUUGGGUCGACGGGCAUGAUUGACAGGCAUUUGCACGCGAGCACGCCCGCGUACGGCGCGAGUAAGGCGGCGAUGAACCAUGUGAUGCGCAAGGCGUUUUUUGAGGUCGGGGAGGAUGUUGAUAUUGAGAUGUAA